Molecule: messenger RNA, 892 nt
Organism: Mercenaria mercenaria
Lineage: Eukaryota; Metazoa; Mollusca; Bivalvia; Venerida; Veneridae
Exons: 3
Coding region: 47-832 (261 amino acids)
Source: RefSeq, a predicted model, not a curated record
GCGCUAGCAACGGUUCAGUCUUAAAGAAUACAAACACACACAGACAAUGUUUCGGAAUUUUUACGCAGAACAGAAAAUGGCAGAUCCCAGAGAUAGUUGGUACAGGCCGAACCUGCUUUACAAUAUUCACUACAGACCUCCAAAGCCACCAACACCACUAAAGAUGAUGGUUGUCACAAAGGAGUUCAACCCUAGUGUGUGUACUUGUGGUGAACAUAGCUGUGUCCCGCAAUAUAGAAUGGAAAGAGAAGUUGUUUGGUCAAAUAAAGAAAUGAAAACAGAGGAAGGCGAACGGAUAAAGCAAAAGAUUGAAGACCUGAGAAAUGCUUUAACAGAUGUGGAAUACGGUGAUACUAGUGAAGACGAUGGAGACAGUGAUGAUGACAGCGAAGAAGCUUGUGCAAACGAAGAAGGAUGGGAAAGCGACGCAUCCUGUAAAGAUAGGUCAGACGAUAUCAAUGUUAUGGCCGACAGAGUAAAUGAUAAUGAUGUUGAAAAGCGGUCCAGUACCCUUAUCAUGGCAGGGGAACAGUGUGAAGAGGGAUCUGAUGCAAAUAUCGAAACACAAAGAGAUAAUUUACAUCCAAAAAUUAGCAAUGCUGUACAAGAUGUGCUAAAAUUGGAACAGCGUACAAGUAAUAUGAAGUCUGAAUUAGCAAAAGUGGUUCUAAAACUCGACGACUUUGCAAAGCCAGACAAACCCAAACGUUCAGUUAAUCUUGUUGAAGACGACGAUGACUGUGGAUCAGCUUUUGGCAUCAUGAGGGUGUAUUGUGAAAGUGAGCUGCAUACUUCCUGGAACCAGACGAGUCAGUUCAAGGUCAAUGAGUGAGGAGAUAUUGAAUUAUUGAUUGUCGCUUUAUCGUCAUUGAAUAAAAAAUGAUUUAUCUUG